AGCGGUGCGCCGGAGGAGCUUCCAGGUUUAUCGUGGGUUUGUUUUUAAAGCACCGCGAAUCAUCCUCUGUGUGUCUGUGUCCUGUACCAGUACACGCGUAUUCUGGUGUUUGAUUAUCCACUGGUAGCUCUGGUUUGGACCGCUUGUGUUGCUGAGCGCUGGCUGGGACAGGCGCAUUGUUCGGGCUGAGCUGGUUCAGGGCGCACUGAUGGAAUGACGCACCGUGGAGAGGAAAAGCCUUAAACAUCUUCAAAUAAAUAAUACUAAAACACGCAGAAAAUGGAGAACAAAGAUCUGGAGAGCAGCUUCCAAGCAAAACUGACCCUGACAGAUAAAGCUCUGAGCAGCUCUCCGAUAGAAUCCACUCCCAAGCUGGACAAGCACUACGAGACGGACUCGGAGCAUCUUAAAGCCGAGGACACCACCGUCACCGAUUCCUCUCUGAUCACCGACCCUCCCUCCAAAACAGAGACGCCCAGCAAACCCAACACCAGACCCAGCACGCCUGCUGCCGGCUCCACCCCUCAGGCCAAAAAAGAUGGGGUGAACUCAGAGCAGAAACAGAAGCUGGCUAAGCAGAGAAGAGAGGAGAGAGCUAAAUAUCUGGACCAGAAAACCCAUGAGCAAGCUAUGAAAAAGGCCCAGUGGCUGGAGAAGGAGGAGAAGGCUCGUCGUCUGAGGGAGACCCAGCUGGAGGAGAGGAGGAGGAGGCUGGAGGAACAGAGAAUCAAAGCCGAGAAACGCAGAGCUCUCCUGGAGCAGAAACAGAGACAGAAACUGGAGAAGAACAAGGAGAGAUAUGAAUCUGCUAUCAAAAGAUCCACCAAGAAGACCUGGGCUGAGAUCAGACAGCAGAGAUGGUCCUGGGCUGGAGGUCUAAACCAGACAUCUCGCAGAGAAAGCAGAUGCUCCUCGUCCACGGUAAACCUGCCUCGGCAGACGGAGCCUGUCAUUAGCAACAGGCUGUCCAAGUCGUCAGCGACGCUCUGGAACUCUCCUAAACGAACUCGUAGCUUGCGUCUGAGCCCGUGGGAGAGUCGUAUCGUGGAGAGACUGAUGACCCCCACCUUGUCCUUCCUGGCCAGAAGCCGCAGCGCCGCCACACUCCUGAACAGCAGUGAUCCUCAUCAGUGUUCCCGUUCUCCAUCUGCAUCUCCGUUGGUCGCCUGCUCCCACAAGCACAGUGCGGAUCGCUGGAGUGCCAGCACACCGGACAUUACACAGCGCCAACGCAGGCGCAACUCUGCACCGGCUGAGAAGAAGAAGAAGGAGAAGAAGGAUAAAGAGAGAGAGAACGAGAAAGAGAAGAAUGCUCUCACUAAAGAGAAGGUGCAGAAGAAGAGACAUUCAGAGUCGAUCACGAGAACCAAACCAGGACUCAGCACUAAUCCCAAACCCAAAAGCAGAGUUUCCUCCCCCGCGCCUUCGAGGAGUCGCCCCCUGUCACCCAGUACCGCCGUGUCUCCCAAACCGCCUCCUUCCUCCUCAAGCAGAACUCCUACCACCACCAAAACCCGACCCAGACGUGCACAGACCCCGGCGCGGGUACAGCCCCCCGCCGUGAGCACCGUCGCUGUACAGGAGACCAAGAAAGAACAAGCCUCUCAGUCCAGAGGAGCAAGAAAAGAAGAGGCCAAGAUUCCUGCAAUCACAGUAUCUGCAUCUCCAGCUCCACCCCCAGCUGUCAAUCAACCAAUCACAGCAGCACCUCAGACCACUGAGGCCACAACCACUCCUCCACCUGAACCCAAACCCACGGCAGGAACGACUGACCCGGAGGAGGCGAGUCGAGUGCUGGCAGAGAAACGGCGGCAAGCUCGAGAACAAAGAGAGAGAGAAGAACAGGAGAAACUGGAGCAAGAGCAGAGAAACAGAGCUCUGCAGAUGGAGCGAGCCCAGCGUGAGGAAGAGGAGAGGAGCCGCAGGGAGGAGGAGGCGAGGUUAAUGGCCGAGCGACAGCGUUUGCAAGAGGAGAAAGAGGCUCUGGAGAAAGCUCGUGCAGAGCAGGAGGAGAACCUGCGCCUCCAGAAACAGAGAGAGGAGGCGGAGUUAAAGGCGCGGGAGGAGGCGGAGAGGCAGAAGAUUGAGCGGGAGAAGCACUUUCAGAAAGAAGAACAGGAACGCCUGGAGAGGAAAAAGCGCCUGGAGGAGAUCAUGAAAAGGACUCGUAAGAGUGAUGCUGGAGAGAAGAAGGACACCAAGUCUCCAGCCCAGGUGAACGGCAGAGACACAAAUGCUGCCACACUGAAUCUCCCUGUCAACAACAGUAACGGCACUCCAGGACUAAACCAGUCACAGGGAGACCCAAACUCAAGCCCUGAAUCCUGGAAUUCAUCUCCAGUGGUGAAUGGAAUGCCACCUACCAAACACCACAACGGCAUCUCCUCCAACGGAGAGGCUGCUGACUUCGAGAUCCUCCAGUUGGCCAAUCACAACGGCGGAAAGAGCAACGGACAGGGCCAACCUCAGAGCGCCAUCGCCACUGACCCCAUCAUGGCCUUUGAGGGAGGAGAGCCGUUCCUCAUGAAGGCAGGGUCUAUGAAGCCUCCUCAUGUGGCAGAAGUGCUGUGAUGGACAGGAGGGGUGAGAUCUUUACCCCGACGUUUCAGCAGCAAGAGGUGAGAUUGUGCCAAACCUGCCAACCCGAGCGACUGAGCUUCACGUCUUCUGAACUACGCUGAGAUGGAUUUUUUUACGUACAUGAGGACAGAGAUACAUGAUACAUGAACGUUCAUCUUAUCUUCGUAGCGUACAAAAAGAAAAAUAAACUAAAGCAUUGUUUGUGUAUUUCCACUAUAAUCCAAACGUCACCCAGCGUGUUCAUGGUGCACCUUACAGACUGCCGGACGAGUUUUACACACAACCCUGGAAGUAUACGCUAUUUGAGGAUUGUUAUAACAAAUCGUUAUUGUUAUUGUCGUUGUUCUUAUGAUAUAUCAGUAUUUUAUUCUUUUUAGUUCUGAAAAAACAGUGUUUUUGUCCUGAAUUCUUGAGUUAUUUAAUUAACUUGAGACGUAUGAGAAGAGAAGAGCGAAGAUUAUGUAAAUGUAAAUUUGCCUGACCUGUGGAAUAAAUCUUCAUAAAAGGGA
Trichomycterus rosablanca is the source of this 3089-nucleotide messenger RNA. It is a transcript of the gene map7d1b, whose product is annotated as MAP7 domain containing 1b. Gene Ontology annotation, biological process: microtubule cytoskeleton organization. Gene Ontology annotation, cellular component: microtubule cytoskeleton. NCBI's taxonomy places the organism in Eukaryota, Metazoa, Chordata, Actinopteri, Siluriformes, Trichomycteridae. The coding region runs from base 280 to 2571 and encodes 763 amino acids. The transcript is spliced from 19 exons. The record is from RefSeq and is a predicted model, not a curated record.